ACUUCCCCGCGCGCCGUCCUCCUCGCCCUCCAGGCUGUGGGUCCUGAGUCCGCCUGCUGCUGCCGCCGCCGCUGCCGCCACCUCCAUGCUGCCCGCCGCGCUCCGCCGCCCCGGCCUCGGCCGCCUCGUGCGCCAGGCCCGUGCCUACGCCGAGGCCGCCGCCGCCCCGGCCCCCGCCGCGGCUCCGGGACAGAUGUCCUUCACCUUCGCCUCCCCUACGCAGGUGUACUUCAAUGGCGCCAAUGUCCGGCAGGUGGACGUGCCCACGCAGACGGGAGCCUUCGGCAUCCUGGCAUCCCAUGUCCCCACGCUGCAGGUCCUGCGGCCCGGGCUGGUCGUGGUCCACGCGGAGGACGGGACCGCCACUAAGUACUUUGUGAGCAGCGGCACCGUGACCGUCAACGCUGACUCCUCUGUGCAGCUGCUGGCCGAGGAGGCCGUGACACUGGACAUGCUGGACCUGGGGACCGCCAAGGCUAACCUGGAGAAGGCGCAUGCCGAGCUGUCCGGGGCCGCGGACGAGGCCGCCAGGGCCGAGGUUCAGAUUCGCAUCGAGGCCAACGAGGCGCUGGUGAAGGCGCUGGAGUAGGGGAACAAGCUGCAGAGAGAUCGCCUGGCCCACCUUCGAGGGACCCCGGCCCGCACCCCUCAUUAAAGACCUAAAAGCCC
Molecule: messenger RNA, 669 nt
Organism: Sorex araneus (European shrew)
Lineage: Eukaryota; Metazoa; Chordata; Mammalia; Eulipotyphla; Soricidae
Gene: ATP5F1D
Product: ATP synthase F1 subunit delta
Exons: 5
Coding region: 86-589 (167 amino acids)
Biological process (GO): proton motive force-driven ATP synthesis
Molecular function (GO): proton-transporting ATP synthase activity, rotational mechanism
Source: RefSeq, a predicted model, not a curated record